Petromyzon marinus (sea lamprey) is the source of this 4860-nucleotide messenger RNA. RefSeq lists its product as uncharacterized. Lineage: Eukaryota; Metazoa; Chordata; Hyperoartia; Petromyzontiformes; Petromyzontidae. The record is from RefSeq and is a predicted model, not a curated record.
UCCGCUCAGUUCCCGUUUUGCUCCAACUCCACGUUUCCCCCGCGUCUAAUCCCCCCCCCCUCGGAGUCCCCCUCCAGUUCCGCUGCGUAACGGCGCCUCGCAACGGAAGAGGCUGAGCCUGCGGAGCCGGAGGAGGGAGAGAGAGACAAAGGCGGGCGGGGGAGGAGGAGGAAGAGAAAGAGCGACCGGGAGGAAGAGAGGCCGCGGAUCAAGAGGGCAACGCCCGCCACGAUCCCAGACUCGACCGGGAAGCCUCCAAAGGACAAUGCGCCUUACCCCUCCCGGUGCCUCCGCCUCAUCCUCCUCCAUCGCGGCCUCGCGGAGGGUCAGGGCCCGCGUCCCGGCCCCAGGACCAACGCGGCCAUCAUGGCCUUGCCCCUGGGAUUGCCCCGGGAGGCCUCCGCUGCGCUGUGCGUGGCCACGGCUCUCUGCUGCACCUUCUACCUGAGCGCGCUCGAGCCGCGGACAGCGGGGAGUCCCGACCCCUCGCCACCUCCUCCUCCGCAGCAGCAGCAGCAACAGCAUGAGCAGCGGCACGAGCAGCAGCAGCAGCAGCGGCAUUCUCUCUCCGCCGCAUUGCUCCACGCCCUGCCUUUCCUGUCUGACCGGCCGCUCCUCGCCCUCUUACUGCUGCUGCCGCUGCUGAUGAUGGCCACGACGGUGAUGCUGGUGAACGUGCGGAACAAGCUGCUCUCCCUUCCGUGCGAGCGCGCGACGCCGCUGCUCGACAAGAAGACCCCGGCCGCGCAGGAGCCGGCGACACCACCGGGCAUCGGCGUCGGAGUUGGGAUCUGCGGGGUCUCGGCUCCCCUCGGCCCGGUCCCCUCGCCGCUCCUCGUCCUCCUGCACCGGCGGCGGCUGCGCGUCUCUGCGCACGCCGUGGCGCACGCCAAGUCGCACGUGGAGCGCGUCGCGCGGGCCUUGUUGGACGCGGUGGCGUUGGUGGCGCGCCCCGACUGCUCCCACCGGGGUGACCCCUACGCGGGAGACCCUUGGGGACCCGCCCUCCGCGGGGACUUCGUGCCCGCGGGGUCCGGCUACGAGCAGCACGCCAUCGUUCGUCCGGACUCGUACGACCUCCUCAUCCCCCUGCGCGUUCCGGCGGCCGCGGGUUGCGUCCCCGCCCUCUGCGCCGCGCGGUCCACGCACCGCGCGCGCUGCGGAGCGGGGGCCCCGACCCCUCACGGGCACUGCCCGCUGCGGGCCCCGCUCGCCUGCAGGGCCCUCGCCGAGGGCUUCUGUUGCCCGGCCGGGGCCGCUCUGUGCCCCGAGCGCGUCCACGCGUGGUUCCGCGGCGCGGUGCUGCGCGCGACGGGCGCGGUGCGAGCGCGGCUCGGCGCAGAGAGCGCGCUCGCUGUGAGCGCGCGCGAGUCCCGUGGCCGCGUCGUUGUGCGCAUCCUGCCCCGCGCGGACUUCGUGUGCUGCCGCCUGCCCCUGCGCGUCUGGAUGCUGCCCGCGCUGCCCCUCGCUGCUGCGGCCAGCGACGACGGCGGAGACAACGGCGGCGGCGUUGGGGCUGUGUUCCUGACCCCGCAGUGGGGAGAGGGUGAGACCCCGAGCCUAAACCCGGCCAUGAUCCCCACCUCAACACGGAGCCCAACUCAGAUCCCUACCCAGACCGAGAACCAGACUCCAACCGAGACCCCAACCGUGACGCCGACUUUAACGCCAAUGCAGACCCUGACCCCGAAAGUGACCCAGACGCUGACCCCCACCUCAACUGCGACCCCAACCCAGAAUCUGACUCCAACCCAAGCAUCAACCUCAACCGCCACCCUAACCCCGACUCCCACCUCCACCCCGACAUCACCCCCCAAGUUCCCGUGCCCCACACCGGCCUGGAGAGCCCUGUUCCCGGCGCACGAGCAGCGCCUCUUUGCUCGGCUCGCGGAGCUCGGCGGACCCGGCUUGGGCCCCCAGGGCCCCUCGGACCCCGGCGCGAGAGGCCCCCCGUGCCACAUCACGUGCCUCCAGCUGCUCAAGGCCUUCAGGGACGAGACAGGAGCCGAGCUGCGCGACCGCGACCCCGCGGCUGCCGCGCUGUGGUCGCGCCUCCUCUGCACCUUCCACCUCAAGGCCGCGCUCUUCCACCUCAUCCUGGGCUCAUCCACCUCCAUGGGGCCCUGCGGCACGAACGGCUGCGCGGCGGAGGUGCCCCCCGGCGGCAAUCCGGGGCCCUGCCGGGCCGCUGCCGCGUCGAGACCGCGGGGCCACCGGGGUCAGGAAUCGGGGUUCCCCGAAACGUGGGGGGAGGAGCGGCUCUCGCAGAGGCUGGGAGACCUCGUGACCUUCCUGCGGGGCUGCCUCGAUCGGGGGCAGCUUCCGCACCCGUUCCUGGGCAGCGCUGCCAUUGUUCCCGCCACCGCGUGGCAGCGCAGUCCCCAGCAGCCGGAGCGGCGCCCAGCGACGCGAGGAAGCCGGCACCAGCAGCAGGAGGCGAAUCUUCUGCAGGGAGUGCAGCCGGGAGAGCUGCGCUGGGUGAGCGCUCGGCUCGAGUUCUUUUGGAACACCGUGGGCGCUCUGGCGGAGCGCGAGGCGAGGGAGGAUGCGAGGGAGCGCGCGGAGCGCUGCCUUUCUGGGAGAUCGGGACCGCGCGAAGGUGCAGGGGACGGGGCGGGUAGAGGCCCCGCGGGGUCGACGCGCAAGCGACCUUCCACCAAGGGGGCCCCUGAUAAGGGGACCCCUGAUAAGGGGACCCCUACCAACGGACACCCCGACAAGGUGACCCCGACGAAGGGGACCGCUACCAAAGAACCCCCCGCCAAAGUGACCCCGACCAAGGGGACCCCUACCAAGGGGACCCCUGAUAAGGGGACCCCUACCAACGGACACCCCGACAAGGUGACCCCGACGAAGGGGACCGCUACCAAAGAACCCCCCGCCAAAGUGGCCCCGACCAAGGGGACCCCUACCAAGGGACUCCCCCCAUAAAAGGGGGACCCCUACCACAGGGGAAUCCAAUCAGGGGCCACCGACCAAGAGGAUCGCCAAGGAAGCUGAUGUGGGUACGAGCACGGAGCGUUGGACAGCGGUGGUGUCGGGCCACGUGUAGACAAGUCGGGGGUACAAUCGCCCGUUAAGCCUAUACGGGGGAUCUUUGUCUUUUUCUGUAGCCACGCAUAUGCAGAGAGACAAAGGUGUCCUGGGUAACCUAUGUCAGGAUAUUGGGGCAAGUGCUGUUCUGUAGCGAGAACCAACUCAGGCGCGCACGUGGGAGGCGUUGCGGAGGUGCAGGAAACAAAACCCGAAUUCGAUUCGCGCUCACGGCCAACAUCGGCGGCGAAUAUCUGAACCGUUUAGGGGCCUCCGCUAGAUAGACCCGGCCCUAAACGAGUGCCUGGGUGCGGUGUGUAAACAUCGCCGCUGGGGAGACAAAGGCGGCCGUGCGUUACUGGUGUUGGUGGCCGUGGGCAGGAAUCGAACUCGGGUGGCCGGGUUUCGUAGCCGGCGCUCCCCCCGCAUUAAGGCGCAACAAGGCAGACCCAUUGCAGCAGAAGGUGGCGAUGGCUAUGGCGCGCUGAUGAGACUUAACGCGGGCGAAACCCGAGAUGCAGCCGUCUCGUUGCUGUGGGAAACACGGUGGGUUCACACUCUCGACGCCCGAUGAGUUCGGUGUGACGCUGCGGCUGGGUGCCUUGUGCAACCCGGAGGCGCGACACGGAAGCGUGCAAAGCAUCGCGUGUGUAGAAGGCUCUCGGGCCUUGCCCAGACCACCAGCUCAACAGAGCUGAAUGCCACGCUGGGCCAAGUCGCCGUUGAGAACCACCGACUCGAUUGAGUUGAGAACACGUGGUCGGGCCAUCGAACAUUCACCGGUGAUUGGUGAAGUUCUGGAGUUUGGUUAUUGGAUCAGGACUAGAGUUUGGUUAUUGGUGCAGGACUGGAGUUUGGUUAUUAGAGCAGGACUGGAGUUUGGUUAUUGGAGCAGGACUGGAGUUUGGUUAUUGGAUCAGGACUGGAGUUUGGUUAUUGGAUCAGAACUGGAGUUUGGUUAUUGGAUCAGGACUGGAGUUUGGUUAUUGGAGCAGGACUGGAGUUUGGUUAUUGGAUCAGGACUGGAGUUUGGUUAUUGGAUCAGGACUGGAGUUUGAUUAUUGGAUCACGACUGGAGUUUGGUUAAUAGAGCAGGACUGGAGUUUGGUUAUUGGAUCAGGACUGGAGUUUGGUUAUUGGAGCAGGACUGGAGUUUGGUUAUUGGAUCAGGACUGGAGUUUGGUUAUUGGAGCAGGACUAGAGUUUGGUUAUUGGUACAGGACUGAAGUUUGGUUAUUGGAUCAGGACUAGAGUUUGGUUAUUGGAUCAGGACUGGAGUUUGGUUAUUGGAUCAGGACUGGAGUUUGGUUAUUGGAUCAGGACUGGAGUUUGGUUAUUGGAGCAGGACUAGAGUUUGGUUAUUGGAUCAGGACUAGAGUUUGGUUAUUGGUGCAGGACUGGAGUUUGGUUAUUGGAGCAGGACUGGAGUUUGGUUAUUGGAUCAGGACUGGAGUUUGGUUAUUGGAUCAGGACUGGAGUUUGGUUAUUGGAUCAGGACUGGAGUUUGGUUAUUGGAUCAGGACUGCAGUUUGGUUAUUGGAUCAGGACUGGAGUUUGGUUAUUGGUGCAGGACUGGAGUUUGGUUAUUGGAUCAGGAUUGGAGUUUGGUUAUUGGUGCAGGACUGGAGUUUGGUUAUUGGAGCAGGACUGGAGUUUGGUUAUUGGAUCAGGACUGGAGUUUGGUUAUUGGAUCAGGACUGGAGUUUGGUUAUUGGAUCAGGACUGGAGUAUGGUUAUUGGAUCAGGACUGGAGUUUGGUUAUUGGAUCAGGACUGGAGUUUGGUUAUUGGAGCAGGACUAGAGUUUGGUUAUUGGAUCAGGACUAGA